UGCUGCUGUUGCUAGUGCACAGUCCAUGAGGCUUCACCACCAGCAAAGCACUACAAGAAUUUGAAGAGCUGGUUGAUAAGAUACAGUCAUGCGCACAUUGCAAUGGUGUCUUGAUGGCUGGAAAUUGCUCUCCAGCUUUUGGAAUGAGACAGCCAUCAGAGAGUCGAGGCAUCAGAGAAACAGUUAAGAGCACUUUGCAGAUAGAAUGAGGUGCUGGAGCUGUGAGUUGACUGGAUAUGUAUUUGAUGUCUACUGAAACAGUCUAUUUCCUUCCACUAGACUCUGUUUGAAUAUUUGUAUAUAAAGCCAGUAUCUCAAGGACAACGUAAGUCUUUAGUGUGCUCUCAUCCAUAUCUGGAAUACUGCAGCCACAAGCAGUGUCCAGGCAGCCCAUGUCAGCAGUGUCAUUUGCUGAUUUUCCUCAGAAAUAGCUUAAAAGCGUCCAACUUCUUUGUGAACAACUUUGGGCAAAAGAGCUCAACAACCAUAUAUUAGCUCUUCUCACUGCUAAGAAAUCAGAAAUUUAUCUACCACCAGUUCUCUGGGAAAUGAUAAUCUGUUAUGUCAUCAGUAUUAUUUGCCUUCCUUCAAUGAGCCUUUAGAAAAUUAUAUAUUAAUCUUUCCUUUCCAGAUAUGCACUGGCUAAAGGUUAUUACAUCUUGCUUCGGCAGAUUAGGAGUCACGAUGGCAUUUGAAAUGGUUUGUUUUGUCAAUACUGAAUUGUACCCCACAUUUCUCAGGUAGGUCUUUUGAUGACCAAAGGAAAGGUGCCUUCUGAAAUUGAUUUAUAUAGAUUAAUGCACAUUUACAUUAUCACAGAUUUACAGGUAUAAGACUCUCCUGUGCACUCUCACUGAAAAGAAACUGAAAUCUGUACUGCUAUUUCUUGAGGGGUUUUUACAUGUUACAUUCAACAAGUGUAUAAUCUGUGUACCAGUCUGCACAAUAGUUGAGCUAUACAAAUCAACACAAAUAUACUCUUUUACUUUCAUGUGUGUAGAAAGACAGCUUAUACCAGUGUUCACAUAAUGUGUGAACAUAUUUCUGGAUUUUUUGCUUCAAGGGGAAUUUGGGAACACCCAACACCCCAGCAUGGUGGUCUUAAUAAAUAAGACCUCUUAGAAUUAAAGGUUUGGCGAUGAGCUGGAUUUUUCUUGUAACCAAGCAGUAACUAUGGAAAUAUUUACCUUCCUAUCUGCUCCAAAAAAUGGUUGGAAUGUAGGCAUCUCUUUCUCCUCUGUAAGGAAAACCACAGUUGAUAAGGAUAAAGUUUUAUGUUGGCUUUGAGGUCUGAAUUCCUACACACACAAACUUAUAAUAUAAUGUGUGUUUUUUCUUUUGUAUCAGAAACCUCGGUGUGAUGGUCUGUUCAUCCAUGUGUGACUUCGGUGGAAUAAUUUCCCCGUUUAUUGUCUAUAGACUAUCAGAAAUCUGGUCCGAGCUACCUCUUGUAGUUUUUAGUAAGUAAUCCUCUAUUUUGAGUUGCUUGAGUAUGUUGUUCUUUUAAUGAAAAAUCAAAAUAUCUCUAUUCUACUUUUCUACUUUAAAAUCUUCCUAGGGAGACUUUCCACAAAUAGGGGGCCACCUCUGCAAAGACCCAGCCACCUAACCUUUUGAAGACAAUGCAAAGGAGAGGAUGUCUGAAGCAAAUCUUAAAAAAUUGUGAAAGAAAUAUGCUAGUUAUAAGUUCUUUAGCCUGUAAAGGUCAAAACGAACACAUUGAAUUGUGCCUAGAAACAGACUGAUUAGUAACAAACUUCUGUUAACAUGGAUGAAAUAUGUUCAGACAGGCACAUUUCAAUAACAAAUCUAGCUGUCAUGUUUAGAACCAGCUGAAAUUUCUGAGUAGCUUUUACAGCUCCCAUAUUAAAAACAUUGCAGUACUGUACAUUGAUAUUGCAAUAGCAUUUAUGACUAGAGCAUGGGUAGGCAAACUAAGACCUGGAGACCGGAUCCGGCCCAAUCGCCUUCUAAAUCUGGCCCACAGACAGUGUGUUUUUAAAUGAGUAGAAUGUGCCCUUUUAUUUAAAAUGCACCUCUGGAUUAUUUGUAGGGCAUGCCUGGUGUUUUUACAUGUAGAAUGUGUGCUUUUAUUUAAAAUGCAUCUCUAGGUUAUUUGUGGGGCAUAGGAAUUCGUUCUUAUUUAUUUUUCAAAAUAUAGUCCGGCCCCCCCACAAGGUCUGAGGGACAGUGGACUGGCCCCCUGCUGAAAAAGUUUGCUGACCCCUGGACUAGAGCAAGGCGGUCUCAGAACACCAGGGACCACAACUGACAAAUUAGCCUAAGUUGGUGGGAAAACUCUGGCCCAGUGGACAUUAGCAGAGCAUCCAGUUUAAAGGCCAUAAAGAAACUGCACUCCUAAGCUGCAAACCUAUUCUUUAAGGAGGACCACACCUCCAGUUAAAGUACAGUAUGCUGAAUACCAACUACCAAGGAUAUUGAGUCACCAAACAAGUCUCUCUCUCUUACCUGUAUUGCACUCCAGUUUGCUUUUUUCUCAUCCUGUCUAUUAUUAAGUUUUGUUCAGCACUUCCUUGUCCUGUUUGUGAGUUCUUGAUUUCCCCAAUCUUCCUAAGCUUGGAAGUGAGUUGUGCUAAAUUUAAGGGGGUGGUCUGCAUAUUGAACUACCUUCGUGAUUUACAGUGAGCUGGUUUUUUAAAAUGUGCAUUGCUGUAUGUUGGGUCUUAACUGCCUCUUAUGUGUUUCAUUGCCAGCUGCAGUUGGUUUGAUUGCUGCCGGAUCAGUGCUAUUUCUGCCUGAGACCAAAGGGAGAACUUUGCCUGAGACCAUCGAGGAUGUAGAAAACUUUCAUCGGCACCGUGCUAAGCAGCUCAAUUAAUGACAAGCAAAUGGAAAGUAUUAUUUGAAAAUCAGUGUUCUUUCAGCUAUAGUUUGUAAAAGGCUCUGAGAAUUAACCAGCUUGUCUAGGAAAUAAAGCCGUGAGGACUUUAACUGACUGUAAUGUAAAGGUCAUUAUACUAAAAAAAUAAAUAU
This is a messenger RNA of Podarcis lilfordi (Lilford's wall lizard), 2994 nucleotides long. Lineage: Eukaryota; Metazoa; Chordata; Lepidosauria; Squamata; Lacertidae. The record is from the annotation of a GenBank genome assembly.